Rhinopithecus roxellana (golden snub-nosed monkey) is the source of this 2012-nucleotide messenger RNA. Its product is annotated as poly(A)-specific ribonuclease PARN. Gene Ontology annotation, biological process: nuclear-transcribed mRNA poly(A) tail shortening. The transcript has 11 exons. The coding region runs from base 41 to 1021 and encodes 326 amino acids. Gene Ontology annotation, molecular function: metal ion binding; RNA binding; poly(A)-specific ribonuclease activity. The record is from RefSeq and is a predicted model, not a curated record. Gene Ontology annotation, cellular component: nucleus; cytoplasm. NCBI's taxonomy places the organism in Eukaryota, Metazoa, Chordata, Mammalia, Primates, Cercopithecidae.
UCCUUCUCUUGUUCUUUAGGACUUAAGUGAGUUUAAAGAGAUGACAACAUGUGUUUUCCCCAGACUCUUGGAUACUAAAUUGAUGGCCAGCACACAACCUUUUAAGGAUAUCAUUAACAACACAUCCCUUGCGGAAUUAGAAAAACGUUUAAAAGAGACACCUUUCAACCCUCCUAAAGUUGAAAGUGCCGAAGGUUUUCCAAGUUAUGACACAGCCUCUGAACAACUCCAUGAGGCAGGCUACGAUGCCUACAUCACAGGGCUGUGCUUCAUCUCCAUGGCCAAUUACCUAGGUUCUUUUCUCAGCCCUCCAAAAAUUCAUGUGUCUGCCAGAUCAAAACUCAUUGAACCUUUUUUUAACAAGUUAUUUCUUAUGAGGGUCAUGGAUAUCCCCUAUCUAAACUUGGAAGGACCAGACUUGCAGCCUAAACGUGAUCAUGUUCUCCAUGUGACGUUCCCCAAAGAAUGGAAAACCAGCGACCUUUACCAGCUUUUCAGUGCCUUUGGUAACAUUCAGAUAUCCUGGAUUGAUGACACAUCAGCAUUUGUUUCCCUUAGCCAGCCCGAGCAAGUAAAGAUUGCUGUCAAUACCAGCAAAUAUGCAGAAAGCUAUCGGAUUCAAACCUAUGCUGAAUAUAUGGGGAAAAAACAGGAAGAGAAGCAGAUCAAAAGAAAGUGGACUGAAGAUGGCUGGAAGGAGGCUGACAGCAAACGGUUAAACCCCCAGUGCAUACCCUACGCCCUGCAGAAUCACUAUUACCGCAACAAUAGUUUUACAGCUCCCAGCACAGUAGGAAAGAGAAAUUUGAGUCCUAGUCAAGAGGAAGCUGGCCUGGAGGACGGAGUGUCGGGGGAGAUUUCCGACGCUGAGCUUGAGCAGACUGACUCCUGUGCAGAGCCCCUCUCAGAGGGAAGGAAAAAGGCCAAGAAAUUAAAAAGAAUGAAGAAGGAACUUUCUCCAGCAGGAAGCAUCUCGAUGAACAGCCCUGCCACACUCUUUGAAGUUCCUGACACAUGGUAACCAGGACCUGAGGGCAGCAAACCGCUGGUGCUGUCGCUGUGAGCAAGAGCCGGCUGGCACAUUUGGAAGCCAUACUGUAUUUAACUUAAUCAAAUGUGGUAUGGGAGGGGUUGGAAACCUAGUUGUCUCCUGGGGGUGGGGGGAACAGGUUUUAUUUUUGUGGCUGUGGUUUUUUUCCCUUUUUAAUCUAACUGCCUGUUAACAUUGACACUCAUCACGGUUGUAGGCUGUCAUGAAUGUGUACGUGCUUAACCAGUGAAUUCCAUGUUGCUUGUGUGAGGCCUUUCCUGUCAUGACCCAGUGUGCUUAAGAACCCGCCUGAUGGGGAGUGUCGGCUGUGAAAUCUGCAGAAAGAGCUGACGUUCCAGCUGCCGUGAUCAUUAAUUUGGGGGUGUACUCCCCUGCCUGUGCAUGUUCUCAUGCUGAGAUUUUGAGGCAGUUGCAGCCCUCAGUUGGUCUCCCAGUGGAGAAAUCAGUUGUGCCUCCCUGCUUCCCACCAUAGAUGCCUGAAAACAUGACAUUCUCACACUUGUCCUUCCAUCAGGAAGAUGUUCACUCACGUCCACCCAUGAGAGGGCUUGCUGUAUGCCCUUGGCCAUUGGGCAUAUUUAUGUAGAGUUCCUUUUUCCUAAGACGUGAGUUUCUCAUGGGGGAUGUACGAGUAAAAGGCUUAACUUAUGUUCUUAUCAUGGCGCUGUGUUUACUUUCCAGAGUCUCUGUUCGUUUGUUUGGAUGGUGGUCUCGGGGUACGGCAGCAUGUAUGCAUACAUGUGUGUGUGCGUGUGUGUGUGUGUGAAAUCGUGCAAAUCUACAACAUGUCCCAGCCCAUUCUCUGUUUAAACAGAUCACAGCAACGACAAACGCUCAUGGCGCUGCUUUGCUUCACCUGCUUCAGAUAGAUCAUUGUUAGAUAUUUCACAUUUUUGUAUGGUGGAAAUAAAAAUGAAAAAUGUAUUUCCAAAAGAUGAAAAUUAAAGACAUUUUCAUAGGA